Messenger RNA from Medioppia subpectinata, 1802 nucleotides. The record is from the annotation of a GenBank genome assembly. Lineage: Eukaryota; Metazoa; Arthropoda; Arachnida; Sarcoptiformes; Oppiidae.
AAUUAGUGUUUAAAAGUUUUUGAAAAAGUUUUUUUUUGAAGAUUAAGAUUAGAUUACAAUUAUUUGUCUAAAACUAAAAUUCAAUUAAAUUAUAACAUUUGCCGCAAACAAUGUCUGAGCGGACAGUCUUUGUAUUGGAUGUGUCGGGAAGUAUGGCCGGAGCCAAGUGUGGGACUCUGCACUUGGAGACCGUGCGCUUCAUUAACCGCAUCAAUGAUGGUAAUUAUGUGGGUAUUGUCUUAUUUACCGAGCGAGCGUGGUCGGUGCACGAAGUGACCAUGGUCACUGGUCAAGCCGUGAAGAAAAGUCUUGUACAGGCCGUACCGGUCAGUGCCGGCGGAGGCACUGAUAUCGGGGCGGGUAUUAUGGAGGCGUUGGCGGCAUUCAGUCGCGCCCGAGUGGACACCAAAGGCGCGAAGAUAUUUCUGGCCACCGAUGGCGAAGAUGGUAGAGAUCAUGACUAUGUGGACUAUGUUUUACCGCAUUUGAAAAACGCACAGGUCAAAGUGUAUUGUCUGGCAAUCGGUGUGAGCGCUGACCACCGAUUGGAGAGACUGGCGAUGGGAAUUGGAGGUCAAGUCUUCAACUUGAGUCGAGUGGACGCCGAGAGCCGCGAAAUGAUGGCCCGCGUAAUGGAGGCCGCGAUGAAAGAAGUCAUUACGAGUAAAGAGAUGGCAGAAGUGGUCACUCAUACUGUUGUCAAUGAAAUUGUGGUCAUAAAUGGCAACACAUAUGAGACUCGAGUGCCCAUUGAGGCCGACAUCGGACGCAACACUCAAAUCCAUGUCCGCUAUGAAGCCAUCAAUGAUCUCGAGGUGGAGAUCACCGGCCCGUCGGGUGUUGUCUAUAGCACUACCGGCGGAGAGAUUAUGAAACGAUUGGAUCUGAAAGAGUGCGUCCUAUUCAUGGACUCGACUCAAUCGGGUCUUUGUGCUAUUAAAGUGAUGGCACAGACAUUGGGCACAGUUAGGGCUCAUUUGAUAGUCGAGAGCAAUCCUACUGGCGCUCACGCCAUUGGAUUGCAAGUAUUUUUGCGCGCAUCGGAGGUAAAUUGUCCGCCGAUUGUCUCAUGUAAGCUGUGUAAAGGCAAUGACCCGAUUGUGGGCGCUAUAGUGACGGCAACAGUGGACAGACCGGGCGGUACGCAGACUGACCUCUCGUUAGGUUUGUAUCACAAAGAGGGCUAUUAUUACGCAUACUUUACCGACUAUAGCGGCGCCGGCAGAUAUAAUGUUAGCGCAUUGGCUGUUAAUGAUGGAAACAAUACGACUUACAAAGGCGCACCCAUCGGGCAAUUCCGUCGCCAACGGGUGGCCAAUAGUUUUCAAGUGAUGGCCGACUCUAUGACCACUCAAUUGCCCGAUUGUGACCACUUUUCCCAACUGUUGUUUAGCAAGCAAUUUGGGUCAAUGCGUAUAAACAAUACCACCCAAUCGGGAGCACCGGUGGGUCCGGCGCCCAAACGGUCGGGUUCUUCGCUGGACAGCAAAGUAGUGCUAUUAAGCCCUGAAAUGCGAUCACUUAAAAGUCGAUUGGCUUCUAGUUAUUAUCGCACAAAAUUGGCUGUCAAUGGACUACAGGUGUCCGCGAGUGACAAGUCUGGCCUCAAUAAUCGGUUGUCAACUAUUGAACGCUUCCUAACCUCAGUUCGCGAGACUUCUAUCGAAGAGAUCGAUGGAUAUCAACACACUUUGGAUGACGCGAACAAUGAGGUUAUGGCCCGAAGACUAACGAAUUGAUUUGUCUAUCAAAUGAUUAUAUGUUUGUUUGUAAUUAAUAAUUAAUUAAUCAUAUCUUUAAUU